Messenger RNA from Lotus japonicus, 333 nucleotides. RefSeq names its product glycine-rich protein DOT1-like. The record is from RefSeq and is a predicted model, not a curated record. The transcript has 2 exons. Bases 1 to 333 code for a protein of 110 amino acids. NCBI's taxonomy places the organism in Eukaryota, Viridiplantae, Streptophyta, Magnoliopsida, Fabales, Fabaceae.
AUGGAAGGGAGUGUUGGUGGUCGUGGCGGCGGUGGUGACAGCGGUAACGACAGUGAUGGUGGUGGUGGCAAUGACAACGGUGGCGGCAGUGACAGUGAUAACAGUGGUGGUGGUGGUGGCGGCGACUGCGGCGGUGGUGACAGUAAUGGUGGAGGUGACGAAGGCGGUAAUGGUGGCAGCAACAGUGAUUGUGGUGGUAAAGGUGGUGGCGGUGGUGAUGCCGAUAGUGGUGGUGGUUGUAGCGGUGGGGACGACAACAAUAAUGGUGAUGAUGAAGGUGAUGGUAUGAAGACUGGCCAUGGUGGUGGUGGUUGUGAUGAAGACAGACCUUAA